Messenger RNA from Caenorhabditis bovis, 1896 nucleotides. NCBI's taxonomy places the organism in Eukaryota, Metazoa, Nematoda, Chromadorea, Rhabditida, Rhabditidae. The record is from the annotation of a GenBank genome assembly.
AUGUUGUUGUUGUUGUUGCAGUUCGCCAAACUUUACGACGGCGAAUUGAAUCCGGUGGCGCAGAAGGCGCAACGCAAAGUGCCGAUACCCGACGGACUCGAUCUCGAUUCGUGGAUCGGCGACGAAUGGGUCUCGUCGGCCGAUGAGUCGUCCGACGAUUCCGACGUCGAAGCGACGUUUGGACAGCCGGUGCAUCGGCCGCACAUUGGCGGCGGCGGCGGCGGCGACGAGCAGAUGUUUGAGAAUGCCGACGAGGCGGCGCCGACGGAGAAGCGCAAAAGCAAAAAGGUCGACGCGCACGAGCUCACGCCUCAACAAAUCGAAGCCAAACGGAAGCAGCGAGAAGCUGAAAUUGAGAACAAUCCCUACUAUGUCAAAGGAAGCGCUCAGCAGCCGAAGCGGCCGAAGAAAUUUGGGAAUGUGAUCGAAAAAGUCGAAGAGGCGGCCGACAUUCAAAGUCCACUGGAGAUUCCCGGCGUCGUUGGGCUUCAUCGCUACAUGGAGCAGCAGGAUUCGACGUUGAGCUGGAAGAAGGCCAACGAGGAGAAGACGACGAAGAAGGCGAAGAAGGGCAAAAAGGGCAAGAAGAGCAAGAGGCGGACGACGAGCACCAGCAGCGAGGAGGAGGACGCGAUCAGCCAUAAGGUGAAUCGCGCCGACGGCGAGAUGCCCGAAGGUGCGCGAUCGACCGACGAUGAGGAUAGCACGAAUCAAACGAUCAAUGAGUUCAAGGCGCUCGACAUCGAUCUCGACGCGCCACUUCGUCCCGAUGAGGUCGUCAAAGCGCCGCAAGCGUACUCGCGAACGUAUCCGUCGAAACCGGGACCAUUGGUGCCGAGACCGCCGACGACGUUUGAGCCGAAACCGCCAACGGCGUACAACGCGCCCGAAGUUGGUGGCGUCGAGAAGGCGAAGACGAAAAAGAAGAAGACGACGACGACGUCGAAAAAGGUGACGAAGACGGAGAAGGAGGGGCCGAGUGAAAAGAAGAUCAAAAAGAAGAAGAGCGCGAAAGAUUCUUUGAUAAUGCAGAAUCAGUCGACGUCGUCGAAAUCGAAUUUGUUCAAUAUGGAUGAUUGGUUGGAUGAGAAGGCGACAUCGGAAAAGAAGACGAAAAAAUCGCGGAAGAGUCGAGAGGCGUACGAGGAGACGUCGGGCGUCUGCACGCCGUCGAUUCCGGUGCAAAACGUCGUCGACGAAUUCACGCGACUCGGCGGCAACAAGACGAUCAGUCUGGCGAUUCUCCCGCGCGCCAGCACCGACGCCAUGGAGCAGGGACGAGUGACGAUUCUCGUGAACGUCCAGAAUCUCGGAAGCGCGAGACUCGAGAGAGUCGAGCUUAGCAUGGUGGACACGCUGAGCGCGAAUGUGUUGAAGAGCGAUCGCGACGCGCUCGCGUUGUGCUCGUCGCUCGACGCUCACGCCGGCGUCGACACGUCGUUCGAGAUUCGCGUGCAGUCGAUUGGAGCGUCGCACACGAUGCGCGGCACCGUCACCUAUUUCAUUGUCGACGAUGGCGGCGGCGUUGUUGAGGAGAAGCUCGACGUGCGACUCAAUCUGUCGCCGACGACGUUCGUCAUCGCAUCGACGAUUCGAACGGACGACUACUCGGCGCUUCUGGCGUCCGACGACGUCGACUUUGCGUCGUCGUCGCAAGUGAGCACCGACAAAGAGCUGAAGCACGUGUUGGCGAGCGUUUCGAAACGCGCCCACUUCACGAUUGUCGAGGAGACGCCGAAAGCGGCUUCGUUGUUCGGACGACUCAUCGAUGGACGGCCAAUUUGUCUACUAAUCAAGAAAAUUACGUCUGGAAUUCAAAUCGACGGCAAAGCCGGCGAUGAGUCGCUGAUUCAAUCGGUCGUUCAAUGUGUCGCCGAGAUGUGCGCAAAACUCUAA